UGGCUGAGGCGCUGUCACUCCCUCCGAAGCUGCUGCUACUCCUUCCCUGAGGCCAGAGAGGCUGAGACUGGGCCGCGGAGGAGGAAGGGGCUCCGCUGAGGAAGAGGAGGAGAAGGGGGCGGCCUGGCGCUUCUGAGGGAAAGAAGGCAGCCGAAGAGGGACAUGUUUCAGCCCGUCGCCACCUUCCGCGGCCGCCUCCAAACCGGAGCUUAGGUAACCUAAUCCAUGGGUAAAGUUGGAAAGAUGUGGAACAGCUUUAAAUACAGGUGCCAGAAUCUCUUCAGCAAUGAAGUUGGAAACAGAAAUGAAAAUGUAGAUGUAAACUCUAAUAAUUCAUCUGUUAGAGAUAAAAGUGUUUUUGUGCUUGAUCCAGUGGAGCAGCGAUCAAGUAGUCCUUUAAGAGAUGUUUCUUUACAGCUGAGUCUAAGUCCUUCAAAAGCCUCUGCAAGAAAACAUCAAAACUGUGCUGCAGAAAUCCCACAGAUUGUGGAAAUAAGCAUUGAGAAAGAGAGUGACUUGGGUGCUGGCACAGGCGCUAGACUUGCACGAAGGGAUUCCUAUUCAAGACAUGCACCAUGGGGUGGCAAAAAGAAACAUUCCUGUUCUACAAAAACCCAGAGUUCUUUGGAGAGUAAUAAAAGAUUUGGCUGCUCUCGGUUGCAAAGACGAGAGCGAAGAUAUGGCGUGAGUUCUGUUCAUGACACAGAUAGUGUCUCAAGCAGGACUGUAGGUAAUCGUUCUUUGCGACAAAGACUACAGGAUACUGUGGGUUUAUGCUUUCCUAUGAGAACUUAUUGCAAACAGUCCAAAGCUCUGUUUUCUAACAAAAGAAAGAUACACCUUUCUGAACUAAUGUUAGAAAAAUGCCCUUUCCCUCCUGGGUCAGAUUUGGCCCAAAAAUGGCAUCUAAUCAAGCAGCACACCGCUCCAGUGAGCCCACACUCAACUCUUUUUGAUACAUUUGAUCCAUCUCUGGCUUCUACAGAAGAUGAGGAGGAUAGACUCAGAGAGAGACGAAGGCUCAGUAUUGAAGAAGGAGUUGAUCCUCCACCUAAUGCUCAGAUACAUACUUUUGAAGCCACUGCACAGGUUAAUCCGUUAUACAAACUUGGGCCAAAGUUGGCCCCUGGCAUGUCUGAGCUUACAGGAGAGAGCACUUCAGUACCACAAGGAAAUUCUGACUUGGAGGAGGAUACAACUACCCUCUGCUUGCAGUCGCGUAGACAAAAGCAACGUCAGGUGUCUGGAGAGAGCCAUAGCCACAUCAGCAGGCAAGGAGCUUGGAAAGUACAUACUCAAAUUGAUUACAUACAUUGCCUUGUGCCAGAUUUACUUCAGAUUACUGGUAAUCCAUGCUAUUGGGGAGUGAUGGACCGUUAUGAAGCUGAAGCACUUCUGGAAGGAAAACCUGAAGGCACUUUCUUGCUCAGGGAUUCUGCUCAGGAAGACUACCUCUUCUCUGUGAGCUUCCGCCGUUACAACCGGUCUCUACAUGCACGCAUUGAGCAGUGGAACCACAAUUUUAGUUUUGAUGCUCAUGACCCCUGUGUGUUUCACUCCUCCACUGUUACAGGGCUUCUCGAACACUAUAAAGAUCCUAGUUCUUGCAUGUUUUUUGAACCAUUGCUUACAGUUUCCCUAAACAGAACUUUUCCUUUCAGCUUGCAGUAUAUAUGUCGGGCUGUAAUCUGCCGGUACACUUCAUAUGAUGGGAUUGACUAUCUCCCUUUGCCAUCAAUGUUGCAGGACUUCUUAAAGGAAUAUCACUAUAAGCAAAAAGUUCGCGUACGAUGGUUGGAGCGGGAACCAAUUAAGACAAAAUGAACAGAGAAUUCAGAGCCCCCAGUAAGCUACUAGAAUCUGUGCUUUUUAUGUGUGUUACAGUAUAACUGCAAUAAGCACAUCAGUGUUUAGCUUUUUUUUUUCAAUAUUGUAUUUUAAACUCACUGUGUUUACAAGUGUGUCAGAUGCUGCCUGCAGUUGAUCAUAACUAGUUGUGAAUACAUAUUGAACACAUGCAGAACACAAAAUCACAUACUUUUUUUUAAAAAUGGAGGCUUUUACAUUAUAAUUUUCCACUUCUGAAAUAUGCAAGGCAGCUGUUGGGCACUGACUUUUUAGUUCCAUUCAGUUUCAGGAUCUAGGCAAUGUGGGUGGCUUGCUUUUUUGUCUGUUUGAAUAUGAUCACUUGACUACCAACAGUUGUGCUAUAAAUUUGUUGUUUUCUCAAUCAAAAACAAAAAUCAACACACACCUUUCAGAGUUCACUCCCCCCCCCAGUCAAUUUCUUCAUUUAAGCUGUUUUACGAACUAAAAUCCUGAGUAACAAGGGAAAUUGUGCUCUCACCUGGCACUUCUAAAAGAACCAAAUCAUGUGCUUUAAUCAUCCCUUAUAUGAAUCUGGUCUAAAAAGGGUUUCUCUUCAGAUCGUAUAAAUCUUUUGCCUUUUAAAAAGGGCUUUUUCCAAAUUAAAGACAUCUUAGUGAAUCAAUUAUACAAGUAUAGUUUAAUCAGCUAGUUAAAACUGCACAGAUUUGCUUGUGACUAAAUAAGGUCCAAUAGAAAAGGCAUACUUAUGGUGAUGUCUGCACAUGGUGCCUAGUUUUAUAUUGUAGAAGAGGUAUUGCCCAACUUCCUUGAGACUGGCACCCUUCAACAUGGUCAGUAUUUGGUGGAGAUGAUGGGUUUUAAAAUUAUGGAAAUUAUGGGUUGGGGAAGGAUACACUACUGCUUAAUACAGAAGGGGGAGUACAUCUUUUUAAAUUACAUGUGCAACUUUUAUAAGUAUUUUAAAUUAAUGUUUUCAAAAGCCAGUCUGUUUCAUUAAUUGUGGUCAUUUUAAGAAUAUUGAAAUUGCAUAUUCAGCUUCAGUGUUGCAGCCCUAGUUUUAAAAGCAACAUUUGAAAUAAAAUUUUAGCACAUGUAGAAAGUUUCACUUAGUGCUAACUAAGCCAGCUACUCCUGAUCUGCAGAGCACCAAUAAUGUUCACUUGAUAAUGUAGAAAGAUUAUGAGUCGGUAAUAACCAACAUUUCAUUUAUAUUUCUGACAAUGCAAAUCAAGGCAAUUUUGACCAAGAGUGGAUUACUGAACAGGGCCUGGCCUAGGAUGCAUGUUUCUCAUAGUGUCAACCACUCAUUGUUUCAUAAACUAUGCCUCAGGUGUAGGGCCUAUGAUUUUCGUAAAACACAUUGGUUUUGACAAUGCCUAUGCUGAAGAAAAAUGUUAUUAAAAUAUGUAACGUGCUUUGAUUUGUAGAAAGUUGCUGGGGGUCUCAGUGGAUCACUUCAGAUUUUUUUUCACUCAAGUGGUCUGCAAACGUUUACUGAUAUAUUAACCUGUUUGUUUUUUGAAUGGUUCAAAACAGUAUUUUUAACUUCUGCUAAAAACUGUUAAUGACCAUCCAGCUUACAUAAAACUUCAAGCUGAUCCAAAACACUCCAUGUUUUAUCCCACUUACUGUAUCUUUCCCUUUCUCCUCCCUAUUCAGUGCAUCAGAACUAAAGUUUCAGGCUUCAUAGGUACUCUUGUGUUUGUAAACUGUGUAGCACUUUUUGGGGCAGGGUGGGUUAAACUUGUAGAUUGUGUUCCUUCUUCAGCAAAUACUUUUGGCAACUUGCUCUUUUGCUUCCUUUUUCUCUCUUUAUGGACAGAGCAUUAAUUGUUUUGUCCUAGCUGUGUUUGCACUAAAAUUUGUGUUGGAGUACGACGUCCCUUGUUUUUUGCUUAUGUAUCUUGUACCAAUGAGUAGUGCUUCUAGUUUCUUAAACUGUUGCUACAGUAUGUUCUUCUCCAUGGCAGUGAGUGUGAGGUAGGGAAACUUCUAAGCUGCAUAUACAGGAUAAAUUGUAUGCCAACACUAACUAGUUUAUCAAUAUGUGUGUUUUUCCUCUGCUUGCUGUGCCUUGUUACAGCGUUUUUGUGCUAAUAAAGUACCGUAUUUUCAGUGUCAUA
Molecule: messenger RNA, 3953 nt
Organism: Sceloporus undulatus (fence lizard)
Lineage: Eukaryota; Metazoa; Chordata; Lepidosauria; Squamata; Phrynosomatidae
Gene: SOCS5
Product: suppressor of cytokine signaling 5
Exons: 2
Coding region: 226-1824 (532 amino acids)
Biological process (GO): intracellular signal transduction; phosphatidylinositol phosphate biosynthetic process
Cellular component (GO): phosphatidylinositol 3-kinase complex
Molecular function (GO): 1-phosphatidylinositol-3-kinase regulator activity
Source: RefSeq, a predicted model, not a curated record